Molecule: messenger RNA, 1909 nt
Organism: Loxodonta africana (African savanna elephant)
Lineage: Eukaryota; Metazoa; Chordata; Mammalia; Proboscidea; Elephantidae
Product: cytochrome c oxidase subunit 6B2
Exons: 3
Coding region: 11-277 (88 amino acids)
Cellular component (GO): mitochondrial crista; respiratory chain complex IV; mitochondrion
Source: RefSeq, a predicted model, not a curated record
UUCUCCGUGGAUGUUGGGUACUGACAUCCAGAAGCCCCCCAAGGGGAAAUGGCACACACCGCCCUUCGACCCUCGCUUCCCCAACCAAAACCAGACCCGUAACUGCUACCAGAACUUCUUGGACUACCACCGCUGCUUGAAGAGGAUGAACCGGCGCGGGAAGAGCACGCAGCCCUGCGAGUACUAUUUCCGCGUGUACCACUCGCUGUGCCCCAUCAGUUGGGUACAGCGCUGGAAUCAACAGAUCAAAGAGGGUACUUUUGCGGGCAAAAUCUGACUGCCCGAGCCCGGCUUCUGAGGGUCCAGCCCCAGCGACCCCAUUCCUCAAGUGUCCCAGCGACCGCGACCCGGCCCCCAUCUCUGAGUCACAAAUAAAGUGAUAAUGUUGCUAAUGUUUCUGUUUAAUGUCUCCCCAGGAUGGAUGAGGGAUUCUCUGUCUAGAGGGUCUCAGCGCACCCUGGGGCGAACCAGCAUGUUCUGGUAAUGGUCGGGGUUACUGCUCCAUCAGGCCUGGGGUGGGGGAAGGGGAGUCUUUCUGUGGUAGGAAUAAGUGAAGGUCCCUUUCCUGGUCCAGACAGACAGGGGACCACUUUUCCUGGCAGCCCCCUUCUGCUCCCAGGCUCCCCACCAAAUGGCUCCAGGGUUUUCCUGUCUUUCAAUCCCCACACCUACCUGUCUCUCAAGUCAUCUCCUCAUCCCCAUCCCCACCGCUCAGCUGCCUCCCCUUGAGCUUGGACCAUCCUCAGCCUCCCUCCUGGCUUACUCUUCUCCCCAUUCCUCAGUCCAUCCCUGUCUCUGACCCUGAGGGUUUUCUGUGCACCAAGACUGGGUCUUGGAUUCUCCAACCUGAAAGGGGAGGGUUGGAUUGGACAGUGUUAUGGGUUGAACUGUGUUCCCUGGUACCUGUGAACAUGACCUUGUUUGGAAAUAGGAUGUUUGAAGGUGUUGUCAGUUAACAUGAGUUCAUACUGGAGUAGGGUGGGCCCUAACCCUAUAUGAGUGGUGUCCUUAUAAAAGAGAAGAGCCAUAGAGGAAGGACAUCAUGUGAAGAUACAUCUACAAGCCAAGGAACACCUGGGGCUACCAGGAGCCAGAAGAGACAAGGUAGGUGUCUUGGUCAUCUAGUGCUGCUAUAACAGAAAUACCACAAGUGAAUGGCUUUACAAAGAGAAAUUUAUUCUCUCAUAGUCUAGUAGGCUACAAGUCCAAAUUCAGGGCAUCAGCUCCAAAAAACCAGUUGCUGUCGAGUCGAUUCCGACUCAUAGUGACCCUAAAGAACAGAGUAGAACUGUGGCUCUGGAGGAAGGUCCUUGUCAUCAAUCUUCCCUUGGUCUAGGAGCUUCUCCACACAGGAACCUCAGGUCCAAAGGACGCGCUCUGCUCCCUGCAUGCUUUCUUGGCGGUAUGAGGUCUCCCUGUCUCUCUGCUCUCUUGUCUUUUUUAUAUCUCAAAAGAGAUCGGCGUAAGACACUGUCUAAUUUUGUAGGUCUCAUCAAUAUAACUGCCACUAGUGCAUCUCAUUAACAUCAUAGCAAUAGCAUUUACAACACAUAGGGAAAUCACAUCAGAUGACAAAAUGGUAGACAAUCAUACAAUACUCAAAGUCAUGACCUAGCCAAGUUGACACAUAUUUUUUGAGGACAUAAUUCAAUCCAUGACAGUAGGAUUCUCUACUAGAGACCAGAGAGGGCGUGACGCUGCUGACCCCUGACUUCAGACUUCCAGCCUCCAGAGUGUGAAUUUCUGUUCUUGUAAACCAUCCAGCUUGUUAUUUUGUUACGGCAGCCACAGGACACUCAUAUGGUUUCUGCCUGUGUGCCAUGGGCUAUUUGUCACUGCCGGUAGUGGUGGUCUACCUGAGGCAGUCUCUUGGGGCACCGUUCAACCCUGGGGUCCAAAGAUGGUGGUG